This is a messenger RNA of Nelumbo nucifera (sacred lotus), 2015 nucleotides long. Its product is annotated as transcription factor-like protein. Gene Ontology annotation, biological process: nucleotide-excision repair. Lineage: Eukaryota; Viridiplantae; Streptophyta; Magnoliopsida; Proteales; Nelumbonaceae. Gene Ontology annotation, cellular component: transcription factor TFIIH holo complex; transcription factor TFIIH core complex. Gene Ontology annotation, molecular function: double-stranded DNA binding; ATPase activator activity. The record is from RefSeq and is a predicted model, not a curated record.
GUAUAUAGAGGACGACUGGACGAGAAUGAUAGCGUGGAGUGGACCUCGAAGGGGAUCAAAGCUCUGAACUCUCGUCUCCGGACUCCACACCUGCAACCACAGUGUCGCAUCUGAAAACCUGUAACCCUUUUUUUUCCCUGAGAGAGAGAGAGGAAUUUUCAGAAUGCCGCAGGUGAAGAUCAUUGCUAAGAAUUUCAUGGACAUGGUCGCCGCUUUACCUGCGAUGAAGCUCGACAAGCUUUAUGAUAAUACUUUCAUCUGCGAAGCUGUUCUAAGGUCUUUGCCACCUCUUGCCAAGAAGUAUGCUUUACAAAUGCUAUACAUUGAUGUCCCAGUACCUGUUAAGUCAAUGGAAGAGUGGGUACUUCCGGAUGGAUUUUCUAAGCACAGAGUUGCCAUUGAUAGGCUAAUACAAUUAAGGGUAUUUAUCGAGAAUACUGACAGGAAAAGGGAAACAUCUUAUCUGCUACACCCUAAGUUUAAGAGCAAUCUUCAGAAGUAUCUAGUAUAUGGUGGAGUUUUACCUAGGGAACCAAUGCCUUCAAAUAUCACUGUGAGGCUCCCAACUCUGGAGGAAUUAGAUGCCUAUGCACUUGAGCAAUGGGAGUGCUUCUUGCUACAACUCAUUAGCUCAUCCCAUGCUGAAAGGCUAACAAACUUCAGCCCUUCUAUGAUGAAAGUUUUCCAGCGAGGUCUUUUAAGUCAGAGAGAGAAAGGACCAAGGCUAACUGAGAGUGGUUUCCAGUUCUUGUUGAUGGAUACAAAUGCACAACUUUGGUACAUUAUCAGAGAAUACAUCUCUAAUUCAGAGGACCGAGGUUUGGAUCCUGCAGAUUUGAUUUCAUUUCUCUUAGAGCUUAGCUUCCAUGCCACAGGAGAGGCCUAUAACAUAAACACCUUGACUGAGAUUCAGAGAAGCAUUAUCAAGGAUCUUGCAGACUUAGGAGUAGUCAAACUUCAACAGGGUCGAAAGGAAAGCUGGUUUAUUCCUACUAAAUUAGCUACUAAUCUUUCAGUUAGCUUGUCGGAUUCAUCAUCACGCAAACAGGGACUUGUGGUUGUGGAAACAAAUUUUAGGAUGUAUGCAUACUCAUCAUCUAAACUACAUUGUGAGAUUUUGCGCCUUUUUUCAAGGGUUGAAUAUCAACUUCCAAAUCUUAUAGUUGGAGCAAUAACAAAAGAAAGUUUAUAUAACGCUUUUGAAAAUGGUAUCACAGCAGAACAGAUAAUUUCUUUCCUUCAGCAGAAUGCACAUCCUCGAGUUGCAGAGAAGAUACCAUCUGUACCGGAGAAUGUUACAGAUCAGAUUAGGCUGUGGGAAACUGAUUUGAACAGAGUUGAGAUGAUUCCUUCGCAUCUCUAUGAUGAAUUCCCCUCAAAGGGAGUUUUUGAAGCUGCCUGUGAGUUUGCAAGAGAAAAUGGUGGAUUGUUAUGGGAAGAUCCCAAAAAGAUGCGCAUAGUGGUUAAAGGAGAGAUACACAUGCAGAUGCGAGAAUUUCUCCGCCAUCAAAAGCAAUAGUCAAAUUAUGUAAUGAACUUCCGUUAUUCCUGUCAUAUUGCUGCUAAUAAAGAAGAAAAGGGUGAUGAAAUAUGAACUGGAUGAAAGAUGGCAAAUCCUCGUGCUCCAGUUAAUCCAGAAAACUUUAUUCGAUUGGCAUGGGUGGACAGCACAGGUUCUUGAACGUUGACGGCAGAAGUUUCUCGGAGGAGACAAUGUGGGUUAGAUCAGGCUGGGCCAGGAUAGAAAUGAAAAGCGUCUUUUGAGUUCUAACUCUAAAGUCAGAGAACACGGACAAUCUUCCAUAUUGACCAUAAUGAGCACGAUAUCCUAUACCUCUUACUGUCUUGUGCAAAUUCCAAUAAAAAAGCUUUUUAAUGUUUGGUAAGAUAGAAUUGAUGGGCAAUUUUUUUAAAUUAGCUAAUUGACAAAUUAUACCCUUAUUAUUUACCUAUUGUCUUAAAAGUAUCAUUAUUGUAUCUGACAAUUGAUUAAUCCUAUCUUUGCUGUUAGCAUC